GUCAGAGCAAACAAUUACGACUUUCUCCGACGCGUUGUCUUUCAACGAUUAACGCGUCUGCCUUCAUCUGUCAUACUUGGGUGGUUUACAUCUUUGCGUUUGGUUUGCCUUGAACAAAGCCGCCUGAGAUGGACGAGGAAGAAGAUGCAAGAGAGCGGCUCAAAGCCGCCUUGUGGUUUGCGGUGGGGAAGAUUGUCGAUGAGGAGACGAUGAAGAAGCAAAGAAAUGCCACUCCUCAGUUCAUAGGCGCUUUGACAGACAUGGUAUUCACUCAAAUCGAGAACGUCGCCAAGGAUUUGGAGAGCUUCAGCAGCCACGCAGGCCGCAGUACAAUCACAACUGACGACGUGCUGCUCCUCGCGCGGAGGAACGAGGACCUGCACAACAUCAUCAAGCAGGAGGUUGAUCAGCAAAAGGCCAACAAGGCCAAGACUCGCAAGGGAAAACAGAACCAGUAAGAAAACCAACUUUUGGGCCAGUUGUGGUGGAUUGUUGGGGCGCAAGGCGAAAAUUUGUCAGUCACAAAAGCGACAAAGAUAUUUGAAUGACAAAUCAUGCUUUCGG
Molecule: messenger RNA, 564 nt
Organism: Pyricularia oryzae 70-15
Lineage: Eukaryota; Fungi; Ascomycota; Sordariomycetes; Magnaporthales; Pyriculariaceae
Exons: 4
Coding region: 129-458 (109 amino acids)
Biological process (GO): resolution of meiotic recombination intermediates; replication fork processing
Cellular component (GO): FANCM-MHF complex; Fanconi anaemia nuclear complex
Molecular function (GO): protein heterodimerization activity; chromatin binding
Source: RefSeq, a predicted model, not a curated record